This is a messenger RNA of Plodia interpunctella (Indianmeal moth), 2734 nucleotides long. RefSeq lists its product as uncharacterized. The transcript has a single exon. Gene Ontology annotation, molecular function: protein binding. NCBI's taxonomy places the organism in Eukaryota, Metazoa, Arthropoda, Insecta, Lepidoptera, Pyralidae. The record is from RefSeq and is a predicted model, not a curated record. The coding region runs from base 144 to 2534 and encodes 796 amino acids.
UAUUGACUAGCCAGCCUUGAAGAAAAUGAAUAAAAAUGGCCGAGUGACAUCUGUUUGAUAUACCUAGAUUGUUUACAUGUUACAUUAUUUAUUAUCAACUAAUCUAAUUAUUAUUAUCGUCAAAAAGGUUAUGAAGUGAAACAAUGGAUCUCGCAAAAUCAUUAUUUACUUCAAGAGAUCAUGAGGGCUACGUGGGCCGAGAAGAUCACGAGCGAAAAAUUAAUGCUGCUCUCGCCGAUGAUGACCCAGAAGAUGUAAUUGAUGCUAUACGUGGCCUAAAUAUUGCUGAUGAACUUCUUCCUUCACCUGGUGGACCUUUCUCAGCUCUAACUUCAAGUAUGGUCCCUCAAGACAUUAUGGCUAAAUUAGCACAGCCAGAAUCAGAAGGUCUCAGUGGAGGUCUGCCCGACUACAGAUUUGACGAAUUUGGGUUUUGUGUAGAGGAAGAAGACGGACCAGAGCAAAAUUCCAAUAAGCUUUUGGCUAAUGCGUUCGUUGAAGAUGAUCAACACCGUCUUCAGUGGGAAUUUUUCAGCAAAGAGAUAAAUUUUUCAGAAGGAGAUGGAAAAUUAGAAAAAACUGACAAACUACAAAAAAUGGUUAAAGAUGGUGUACCACAUUCACUUCGUCCGCAAGUUUGGAUGCAUCUUUGUGGAGCAAAUAAGAAAAGAGCAACCACAGAAAUAACAUAUCAUGAAAUUGUAAGGGCUUCUAGUGAUGAUGGGUUAGUAACUAGUAAACAGAUUGAAAAAGAUUUAGUCCAAAUAUUACCAAACAAUAUGUGUUUUUCACAUCCUACCAGUACUGGAGUGCCAAGACUGCGCAGAAUUUUAAGAGCCUUAGCAUGGCUUUACCCUGACAUAGGAUAUUGUCAAGGUACUGGAAUGAUAGCAGCUUCUCUUUUGCUAUUGAUGGAAGAAGAAGAUGCAUUUUGGAUUAUGUGUACAACAGUGGAAGAUCUUUUGCCGGCCUCAUAUUACUCUUCUACUUUAAUUGGCAUUCAAGCAGAUCAAAAAGUUCUAAGAAGUUUAAUAUCUACAUAUUUGCCUGGUAUAGAUCAAGUGUUGAAUGCUCAUGAUAUAGAACUCUCUCUCAUUACAAUGCAUUGGUUCUUAACCCUUUAUGCUAAUAUUGUCCAUAUGAAAAUAUUGUUACGAAUAUGGGAUUUAUUUUUCCUAGAUGGUUCUAUAGUAUUGUUCAAGGUUACACUAGCAAUGCUAAAGAUAAGAGAAAACAGAUUCACUGAAAUAUCUAAUUCAGCUCAAAUUUUUAAUGCACUAUCUGAUAUACCUGGAGAAAUUGAUGAUGUAGAUCUGUUGAUCAAAACUAUAGAUGAAGUUUGUGGAGACACACUAAGCCCAGCAUUAAUAGACACUCACCGUAGAAGACACCUGGCUUAUCUGAUGGCAGAUCAAGGAGCCCUCGUUGGAAAUCCAAGUGCAGUCCCCAAUCUCCCUAAGCAGCAAUUACAAAGACGCCAAAUAAAAAGAAGCAAGUCAGUUAUACAAACAAUCCUCUUUGGAGAUGAUAGUAAUAAUGAAGAUGCAAUUUCAAAAAAUGUUAAGCAAACGGAAAUACUUGUUGAUUUAAGAGAAGCCAUCUUACAGGUAGCUCGGCAUUUUUUAGCUUUAGAACCACAGUUAGCUUCAGAAAUUUUACUUACAGCUGAUUAUACUAUGCAGAGUCAUGCCGCAGAUCGUGAAAGAUAUGUAAAUGUAUCCAAAAGCAAAAGGCGCAGAGCCAAAGCAUUGCUAGAUUUUGAACGAAGAGAUGGUGAUGAACUUGGAUUCAGAAAAAAUGAUGUUAUAGAAGUCAUCAGUUCUAGAGAUGAACAUUGCUGGAUUGGUGAAUUGAAUGGCCUAAGAGGGUGGUUUCCAGCUAGAUUUGUAAAAUUACUAGAUGAAAAAGGAGUAAAAUACAGUAGAGCUGGUGAUGAUUCUGUUACAGAAAAGGCUGCUCAUCUUGUAAGAGGUGUCCUCGCUCCAGCUUUCAAAAGGGUAUUACUGCACGGAAUUAAAAGACCCAGUUUUCUGGAUGGCCCAUGUCACCCUUGGCUUUUUAUUGAAGAAGCUUCUUCUCGGGAGGUUGAAAAGGACUUUAAUUCUGUGUAUAGUCGAUUAGUUCUCUGUAAGACAUACAGAUUAGAUGAAGAUGGGAAGGUCCUUACACCUGAAGAGUUGCUGUAUAGAUGUGUUCAGGCCAUCAAUUUAUCACAUGAUAAUGCUCAUGCUCAAAUGGAUGUCAAAUUACGUACACUGAUUUGCAUGGGACUGAAUGAAGAAGCCUUACAUCUAUGGCUUGAAGUUUUAUGUUCAUGUGUUGAUGUGGUUCAAAAGUGGUAUCACCCAUGGUCCUUCAUAAAUUCUCCAGGAUGGGUGCAAAUAAAAUGUGAAUUGAGAAUUCUUUCUCAAUUUGGUUUUAAUUUGAACCCAGAUUGGGAGUUGCCUUUGAAAAAAGAUACACAAAAUCAACCUCUAAAGGAAGGUGUCAGGGAUAUGCUUGUUAAGCAUCACCUAUUUUCAUGGGACUUGUAAUGUGGUGUUAAUCUCUCUUAUCAUAUAUAGUCCUCUGCCCUUUCAUUCCAUUUAGUGCAAUAAUUUCUUGUAAUACUACUAAUUUAGUUCUAAGUACUUAUUGAUAAUCACAGUCUAUGUAAUUUUUGAGAACUUUUAAUUGUUGCUUUAAUUGAAUUUAUGAGAUGUCUAUUGAAAAUAAAUUUAUUUAUGCUGCUGUA